This is a messenger RNA of Porites lobata, 384 nucleotides long. NCBI's taxonomy places the organism in Eukaryota, Metazoa, Cnidaria, Anthozoa, Scleractinia, Poritidae. The record is from the annotation of a GenBank genome assembly.
AUGGAGCAGCAACAAAACAGGGCGACUGCUUUCAAGUUUUAUGAAGUUUACAGUUGGAAGAGAGGGAAAGAAAGGCGUGCAAAAAACUUUGUUUGUGGGGACUCAACUCCAUCAACAUUUGUGCAAAGAAAAUUGGACUGUGGUACAAUGUACAAGUCAGAUGCUUGGAGAAUAUACCUUGAGUGUUUUGCUUCACUUGGACAGGAUAUGAACGUUUUGCCCUGUGGAUUAGUGGUAAAUGUUACUAAUAGAUGGUUAGGCUGCUCGAAAUUACUGUUCCCCAAUAAGUUGGUAUUGGAGAGUCCAAAUGCCCGAAUGAUCAAAGAGACAGUGACCUCAUGGAUGUGGCACAGGCCAAUAAAAAUUUUUACUUCGAAGCUGUAG